Messenger RNA from Camelina sativa (false flax), 627 nucleotides. NCBI's taxonomy places the organism in Eukaryota, Viridiplantae, Streptophyta, Magnoliopsida, Brassicales, Brassicaceae. The record is from RefSeq and is a predicted model, not a curated record.
UGCUGACUUAUUAGUGAUUUCUCUGCUUUUGCGAUCCAAGUAGAAGGAAGAUACAGUAAUAAGCGGUAGGCAAAUCUUGAAGAUAUUGGCAUGGACAUGGCGUACUGAGAGACCCGCCUUAAUCACGAUGAUCUCGACAGUGUUUCAAAGCUAGAAUAUGUUGAUAUAAUGAAGAAAGUGGAAGAGUUUCUUGAGAAAGGAACUGUAUUCGAAGAUGGUCAUCCUGAUUACAAGAAGCUACUCGUGGAUUCUAAUCAGCUCUUAGUUGAUAUCGAGAAUAAAAUAGUCGUUGCUAACAACUUUAUCCGUGACAUGUACAGACCUAAUACAGACCUAAUUAAGUUUUGAGAGCUUGAGUCGCUUGUUCGUUACCCAAUCGAUUAUGCUCGUCUUGUGAAAAAAAUUGGCAAUGAGAUGGAUAUAACACUUGUUGAUCUACAAGGCCUUCUUCCAUUUGUUAUUAUCAUUGUUGUUUCAGUUACUUCUUUGACCACUAAAGGGAACACAUUGCCAGAGGAUGAUGCCCUGCGAAAGACGAUAGACGCUUGUGAUGAUCGAGCUGUAGAUCUUGAUUCUGCAUUGGAGAAGGUCCUUAGCUUUGUUGAAAGUAAGAUGGGAUCUAUAUAG